CUCCCCUCACUGGUCUGCAGACAUUUUUUUUUUCUUCUUCUUCUUCUAACUUCCCCUCCUGUGACAAAGGAGAUAAAUAUUAGAAGAAAAAAAAAAGUACAGAAUGCUAAGGUUGCCACUCUCACUUCCUCUCACGCCUUAACUGCUUUGAAUACAGUAAUUGCUACCGGGCACCAGACGGGGAAGAGAAGACAUCCGUGCCUCAGAGACUCUGCCCGGGUAGGUGGUUACAGAGAGUCAUGCUUUCACAGGGCCACUGCUGCUCUCAGAAAAUGCCAGGAUGAUGUUUCCCUCCCACCUGGCUGGGACGCUGAUCCCGGCCAUGGCCUUCCUCUCCUGCCUGAGACCAGAAAGCUGGGAGCCCUGCAUGGAGGUGGUUCCUAACAUUACUUACCAGUGCAUGGAUCUGAAUCUCUACAAAAUCCCUGACAACCUCCCCUCCUCAACCAAGAACCUGGACCUGAGUUUUAACCACCUGAGGCACUUAGGCAGCCAUAGCUUCUCCAAUUUCCCAGAACUGCAGGUGCUGGAUUUAUCCAGGUGUGAAAUCCAGGUGAUUGAAGAUGAUGCGUAUCAGAGUCUAAACCAUCUUUCCACCUUGAUAUUGACAGGGAACCCUAUCCAGAGUUUAGCGCUAGGAGCCUUUUCUGGAUUACCAAGUUUACAGAAGCUGGUGGCCGUGGAAACAAACCUAAUCUCUCUAGAGAACUUUCCUAUUGGACAUCUCAAAAGCUUGAAGGAGCUCAAUGUGGCUCACAAUUUUAUCCAUUCUUUCAAGUUACCUGGAUAUUUUUCUAACCUGCCCAAGCUGGAGCACUUGGACCUUUCCAAAAAUAACAUUCAAAAUAUUUAUCAUAAAGACUUGCACAUCCUACAUCAAAAUUCUUCACUCAAUCUCUCUGUAGACCUGUCCAUGAACCCUAUAGUCUUUAUUCAACCUGGUUCCUUUAAAGGAAUUAGGCUCCAUGAACUGACUUUGAGAAGUAGUUUUGAUAGUAUGAAUAUAAUGAAAACUUGUAUUCAAGGCCUGGCUGGUUUAGAAGUCCAUCGACUGGUUUUGGGAGAAUUUAGAAAUGAAAGGAACAUGAACGAUUUUGACAAAUCUGCCCUGGAGGGACUGUGCAAUUUGGUCAUUGAAGAAUUCAGUUUAGCAAACUUAGAAGAAAGCCUGAAAGAUGCUGAGUUAUUUCAUUGUUUGACAAAUGUUUCUGCAAUUUCCCUGGUGAGUUUGGGUUUAUACCAUCUAAAAGGCUUUCAUAAUAAAUACGGAUGGCGAUCUUUAGAAUUAGUUAACUGUGAAUUUGAACAAUUUCCCACAUUGGAGCUCUUUUCUCUUGAAAGGUUUAUUUUAACUGAGAACAAAGAUGGGCUCACUUUUGCAGAAGUUACGCUACCAAGCCUUGAGUACCUAGAUCUCAGUAAAAAUGGCUUGAGUUUCAAGGGUUGCUGUUCUUAUGACGAUUUUAGUACAAACAGACUGACACAUUUAGAUCUGAGCUUCAAUGGUGUUAUUAUCAUGAGUUCAAACUUCCUGGGUUUAGAAGGACUACAACAUCUGGAUUUCCGGCAUUCCAAUUUGAAACAGGCUAGUGAUUUCUCAGUAUUCCUAUCACUCAAAAACCUCCGUUACCUUGACAUUUCUUAUACUCACACCCGAGUUGUCUUCCAUGGCAUCUUUGCUGGCUUGGUCAGUCUCGAAAUCUUGAAAAUGGCUGGCAAUUCUUUCCAAGACAAUGUCCUUCCAGAUGUCUUCAAAGAAAUGAAUAACUUGACUUUCCUGGACCUCUCUGCGUGUCAGCUGGAACAAGUGACCCAGGAAGUGUUUAACUCACUCUCCAGUCUUCGAUUGCUAAAUAUGAGCCACAACAACCUCUUAACAUUGGAUAUACUUCCUUAUAAGUCUCUCCAAUCCCUCCACGUUCUAGAUUGCAGCUUCAAUCGCAUAGUGGCUUCCAAAAACCAAGAACUACAGUAUUUUCCAAGUAGUCUAACUUUCUUAAAUCUUACUCAGAAUGACUUUGCUUGUGUUUGUGAACACCAGAGUUUCCUGCAGUGGGUCAAGGACCAGAGGCAGCUCUUGGUGGAAGCUGAACAAAUGCUAUGUGCCUCACCUUUAGAUAUGCGGGGCAUACCUGUGCUGAGUUUUAGGAACGCUACCUGUCAGAUGAGCAAGACCAUAAUUGGUGUGUCAGUGGUCACUUUGCUUGUGGUAUCCGUUGUACUAGUUCUGGUCUAUAAGUUUUAUUUUCACCUGAUGCUUCUUGCUGGAUGCAAAAAACACAGCAGAGGUGAAAGCACCUAUGAUGCCUUUGUCAUCUACUCAAGCCAGGAUGAGGACUGGGUGAGGAAUGAGCUAGUAAAGAAUUUAGAAGAAGGGGUGCCCCCAUUUCGGCUCUGCCUUCACUACAGAGACUUUAUUCCCGGUGUGGCCAUAGCUUCCAACAUCAUCCAGGAAGGUUUCCACAAAAGCCGGAAGGUUAUUGUUGUGGUGUCCAAUCACUUCCUGCAAAGCCGCUGGUGUAUCUUUGAGUAUGAGAUUGCCCAGACCUGGCAGUUUCUGAGCAGUCGUGCUGGUAUCAUCUUCAUUGUCUUGCAGAAGGUGGAGAAGUCCCUGCUGCGGCAGCAGGUGGAGCUGUACUGCCUUCUCAAGAGGAACACUUACCUGGAGUGGGAGGACAGUGUCCUGGGGCGGCACAUCUUCUGGAGACGACUCAGAAAAGCUCUGUUGGAUGGUAAACCAUGGAGUCCAGAAGGGACAGAGGGUGCAGAAUGAUGCCAGCAAGAAGCAACAACUUCUACCAACUGAGGUGCUUCUUGCCCAGCUUGUUCAGUUAAUGAGUGCGAAAUUCUGCAACAUGCCAGGCAUUAUGCUAAAGGCAAGUGAUUCAGUGGUGUUCAAGAUACCCAGGACUGCUAAUCUCAUGGAACAUACAGUGUAGUGCAGAGGGAAUAAAUUCUGGACUGAAAUACAGAGCCUUCCCAGUGGGCAUUUCUACCAACUCAGCCAAGGAGUCCAUGACAGAGAAAGUCACUUCAACUCUUCCCCCAUCAUCCUGAAUAAGAACUAAGAGACUGGGGCCCAGUGAAAGCAGAAAAGGACAUUGUUCUUCUCCUGAGUCUCUUGAAUGGAAAUUUCAUUAUGCAUUAUGUUUUAGCCAUCUUAAAACAGUUUUGGUAGUUUAAACUAAACCGAGUGUUUGCUCACUUUUCUCCCUUCUGUUGAAUACAAUUUAAAUUCUGCUUGAUGACUCAAAAGGAUCCUGGUUCAGGAUGCUCCUUCCAUUUAAAGUCAGUUUUUGUGCAAAGGUUAAAAUCGUGUGGCUAAUUCCUAAGGAAACCUGAUUAACACAUGCUCACAACACAUCUUGGUCAUUUUUUACUAGGUUCUGUUUAUUAACUAAUAAUUUUUGAUAUAUUUUUUCUUUUUAUAUAUCUCCAGUUUUCAUUUUUCAUGUCUUGUCUAUAAGCCUACAUCAUAAAUAAGAUGUAGAGACAUGCUGGAAAUAUCCAUAUUUAACCACUAUUUUUCAAGCAAGUAUGUAAAAUACACUCUGUCACUUUGUCACUUGAUGUCAUUCUAAAGUUAUUACCUACUAAGUUAUGACUGUCAUGGAUGCAGCAUUAAAAUAAUUUGGUUGAAA
Molecule: messenger RNA, 3641 nt
Organism: Microcebus murinus (gray mouse lemur)
Lineage: Eukaryota; Metazoa; Chordata; Mammalia; Primates; Cheirogaleidae
Gene: TLR4
Product: toll like receptor 4
Biological process (GO): immune response; MyD88-dependent toll-like receptor signaling pathway; toll-like receptor 4 signaling pathway
Cellular component (GO): plasma membrane; lipopolysaccharide receptor complex
Molecular function (GO): lipopolysaccharide immune receptor activity; lipopolysaccharide binding; protein binding
Source: RefSeq, a predicted model, not a curated record